Cannabis sativa is the source of this 1302-nucleotide messenger RNA. Its product is annotated as RNA polymerase II degradation factor 1-like. The transcript is spliced from 5 exons. Bases 1 to 1302 code for a protein of 433 amino acids. NCBI's taxonomy places the organism in Eukaryota, Viridiplantae, Streptophyta, Magnoliopsida, Rosales, Cannabaceae. The record is from RefSeq and is a predicted model, not a curated record.
AUGAAGUACUUUUAUGAUAUCGAUGGUCACGCUGAACCCGAAAAAGUGAUGAGGACUCUUUACCAUGAGAUGGGCAAAAGAUACUCAGAAAGAAAAAACAUUAGGCAUACUUUCUUCCAAAAAUAUUAUGAGGGGAACGCAGAUAAUCUUGAGGCGGCACUCAAUGCUCCUCCUGAGCACUAUGUAACAAGAGAGCAUUGGAAAGAGAUUAUUGAUUUGUUUUUGAGCCCAAAAUUUAUAGCGCGUUCCAAUCAAAACAAGCAAAAGAGAAAACAAAUGAAGUACCCCUCAACUCAAGGCACAAAAUCAAUGGCAGCUCAGCGUCAUGAAUUUAAUCUAACACUGAUAACAUUACAGAAGGAGCCCGAAAAAUAUGUUAUACCAACUUGGAGAGACAGUCAUCUGAGGAAGGAUAAAACUUGGGUCAAUGAUGCUGCUAAAGAGAAAUUUGAGCAACUCACUCGUGAAAUGGAGGAAGAGAUGGCGAGAAGUAGGCUUCAAAGCCAAUAUGGCAGUGAUUCUAGAACUUCGGAGGUCCCGUCUGACAUCCAAUUCAAGGUCAUGGGCAAGGUCAUGGGUGACAGGAGUGACUACAUUCGAGGAGUCGGUUACAACAUAGCAAAGAAGGGGAAAAGAUCAACAACAUCAUCUAGCUCUUCGAGCCAAAGUCAAACUCAAUCUCAAGCUGGGUCUACUAUUUCUCAAGAUGUUGGUAUUAUGGCUGAGAUGUUUCAGAGAUUGCGUGAACGCUUUCCACCGGGACAGGACACAUCUGAUCUGUAUGACCCGCGAUUUGACAGAUUCCUCCAACAAUAUUUACCUACUCAACCUCAGGGUAGUGCAACAUGUCCAAGGCCGCAACAACAACCUUUACAGCAGACUCAGCAAUCUCCUAAUGUGCAAGGAAGUGCCUCCCAAUCUCCUCUUAUUCCAAACAUGUUUGGACGCUCCUCCCAGUCUCCUCCAUUUUUCUACUCUGAUUUUUUUGGAGGAUCACAGUCCCAACAGCCGAUGUUUGGCCAAUUUGGGAGUUCAUCUCAGCAGCCGAUGUUUUUCGGGGGUCCAAUGCAGCAAACUUUUCCGGGUCAAUUUUUCGGUUCACAAAAUCCAUACUUUUUCCCGGCCGGUUUCAAAGAACAAUCCCCGAACUUCUCGCCACAACAAUCUCCAAAUAUUUCACAACAGCAACAAUCUCCGAAUUUACCACAACAACGACAAACUCGGCCAUUUGCGGAGCUUUUAUCUUCCCAACAACCAUAUUACCCAUCACCGCCAGUAUCGCAAGCUCAGGAUGAAUCCUAA